AUGACGGUAUGCGGUGGUGGCCACUCAUCCAGCGGCGCCUCAUCAUCCGAGGGAAUGGUCAUUGACUUAAGAAAGAUGCGAAAGGUCAAAGUUAACGCAGAAGCUAUGACCGUCGAGUUCGGAGGGGGCUGUCUAUGGGAAGAUGUUGACACAGCCCUCGAGCGGCAUGGUCUGGCGACAGUUGGAGGUGUCGUCAAUCACACAGGGGUUGGAGGACUUACACUCGGGGGAGGCCAUGGUUUUCUCACACCUCGACACGGUCUUACCAUCGACAACCUGUUGAAGGCGGAAAUUGUUCUUGCAGAUGGGAUGAUAUUCGAAGCAUCCGACGACACAAACCAGGAUCUGUUCUGGGCUAUUCGAGGCGCUGGUGCACAGUUUGGAGUCGUAACUCGCUUCGUAUCUCGAGCUCAUCGACAAGACAAAGUCUGGAGUGGAACGUUGGCGUACCCGGCUGAUAAGCUACCUGACUUGCUGCGCUUUGCGAAUGUGUUGUAUGAAAGACCGAACCCAGAUGGGCAUUGCUUCGCAUUGGGCAUUGGCUUUGGACCUGAUGAGACGAGCCGUGUCGUGUCCGCUAUCCCUUUAUUCCACGGUUCGGAAGAAGAUGCCAAGCAAUGUUUCUCUGGUCUCCUCGAGAUAAAAGCAACAGCUAACAAUACGGAGAUGAUGACGACGGCGAAGACGAACACGCUCCUCAACUCCGUAAUGGAUUACGGCAUUCGACGACUCAUGGGCUCAGGCAACAUCACAAUGCCCCUUGAUAUCGAACCAAUGCUACAAACAGCAGAAACAUUCUGGGAAUUCUGUGAAUCACGCGACGGAAUGGGCAAGUCUGUCUUAGCAAUUGAGUUUUUCCCAACAGACAAGAUUCGUGAGAUCCCCCAGGAUGCAACAGCCUACGCCAAUCGAGGAGACUACUACGACGCCAUGACUUCUUUUGCAUGGGAGAACCCAGCCUACGAUUCAGAGAUACGGCAGUUCAAUAGAAGCCUCUGUGAGAGGAUACGGGAGACGAAUGGGUAUUCAGCUACAGCGGGUGGACACUGGAGCAAGGGGCCUGUGGGGGUGUAUAUCAAUAUUGAGGCUGAUAGUAUAUCGCCCAAGGAUGCUUGGGGCGUAAAUCUGCACAGAUUGAGGGAGUUGAAGAAGAAGUUUGAUCCGAAUAACGUGUUUAAUAAGUGGCAUAGUAUUGCUGAGGAUACAGCUGGGACAGGGUAA
Messenger RNA from Fusarium odoratissimum NRRL 54006, 1221 nucleotides. RefSeq lists its product as uncharacterized. The record is from RefSeq and is a predicted model, not a curated record. Gene Ontology annotation, molecular function: oxidoreductase activity; FAD binding. The coding region runs from base 1 to 1221 and encodes 406 amino acids. The transcript has a single exon. Lineage: Eukaryota; Fungi; Ascomycota; Sordariomycetes; Hypocreales; Nectriaceae.